AGUAAUUCCAGAAACUAUCACAACACAAAGGUCAGUAAGUUCACGUGUUGUUGGCUUUCCAGGUUUGGUUUGGAUUUUUUUCAACCAGUCAAACCAAGAAUGCCUGGUAUACUUGCUGUGUCCUGUGGCACAUGCUUUACGUGCUUUUUACUGCACAUUUUCCACCAGUUGCUUCUUUGAAGAUUAAGGCUGGUGUUUGGGGAAUAUUGAAAAAGAUACAAUUGUACUUAAUAAAGAAACUGGUGCCACAUUUGGAUGACAGAAGGAAUUAUCAUCAGGAGUUUGCCUCAUCCACUUCAUUUCAUGGAGUGCAUAAUAUUGUUCAAACACAGAGCAAGACUCGCAAAGUGCUGUGGCUGUUUGUAGUCAUGGGCUGUUUUGCCAUUGCUAUAUGGCAAAUCUGCAGCCGCUUCAUCUACUACUUCACCUGGCCAACCACAACUACAAUGGUAGUUCAGUAUGUGGAAAAUGUCCAAUUCCCUGCUGUGACUUUCUGCAACUUGAACAGGUUCCAAGCUCAUGCAGUAAGCAACCUCAAGAUAAUUUUUUUCAUUUGGACCAUUGUGUCUGGAGUACUCCACAAUUUUUCUAUGGAAAAUAAAUAUUCUCAAGAGCUCAAUGAUUUUCUUCUUGGGAACCAGAAUUUCAGCAUCAAAGAGUUUACAAAGAAAAAUGGGUUUUAUCUGAACAACAGCACAUUGCUAGAAUGUGACUUUUUUGGAAAGCCAUGUUACCCGCAGGAUUUUGAACAUGUUUUCACUGAAUAUGGAAACUGCUUUACUUUUAAUCACAAUGAUCUUGCAGCAAGAAGAGUGAGUGUGUCUGGAAGAGGCUUACAUUUGCUUUUUGAUGUCCAACAGGAACAAUUCACCGAUGAACCUUCUCUUGGUUAUACUGAUGCUGGGGUAACUUUUGAUAUCCAUUCACCCAGAGAGCUUCCACACUUUGAUGGUUUAGGUUUACUAACACCAGUUGGAAUGCAUGCACAGGUUGCAAUCCGCCAGCUGAAGUCAAUUAUCCAAGAAUACCCAUGGGGAGAGUGCAAGCCUGAUAAAAAGCUUCGCUACCACAGGAUUUAUAGUACUAAUGGAUGUUUGCAGGAAUGCAAAGCCCAGUACAUACAGGACUGGUGUGGCUGCUUGCCAUUCAUUCUUCCAGGAAAUGGAACAGAAUGUGAUUUGCUGAAGUAUUACAAUUGUGUUUAUCCGGCAGUCUAUGAUAUAGAGAUGAAAGGAUUAUGUACAGUAGGAACCCACAAUUCCACUUGCCCUGCCCCAUGUGAAGAAACAGAUUAUCCUACUACUGUCACAUAUUCAAGUUUUGGAGGAGAAAACGCUAUAAAAUACUAUUCUGCAAAACUGAAGAAAAACCCAGAAUACAUCAGGCAGAACCUUGUGAGUAUUGACAUUAAAUAUAGUGAUCUGAGCUACAAAAUAACUCAGCAGCAGAAGGCCUUGACUAUAUCCGAGUUGCUUGCUGAUGUAGGUGGCCAGCUUGGAUUGUUUUGUGGUGCCAGUAUGAUUACAAUCAUAGAACUGCUCGAGUACAUUUUUACUAACUUCUGCUGGAUGUGCAUCUUUCUUCUAUUGAAAGCUCCUGAAAUGCCUCAAUGGAACAACCCAUCCCACAACCACCCAACAUACAAGGAAAAAAAGAAAGGAAUACAAGAAUGUUAGUGUCUUGUAGAAGCACAGAAUUGUUUCUGCCACUUCUCUUCCUGUCUAAGACACAAACAAAACAGUAAUAUUUUGCAUUGCUCCCUUCCCUGCACUUCUUAUUCUUCCUACUUUUUAUUACCUGGAACUAUUUAACUGUGCUAAGAGUGAACUUUGGAAAGUCUCACUUUCUUUCUCAUGUAAAGAAAAACAGAAUUUUUGCCUAAAAUUUUAAGGAAUUACCAAUUUUUUAAAAUAACAGA
This is a messenger RNA of Pezoporus occidentalis (night parrot), 1918 nucleotides long. It is a transcript of the gene ASIC5, whose product is annotated as acid sensing ion channel subunit family member 5. NCBI's taxonomy places the organism in Eukaryota, Metazoa, Chordata, Aves, Psittaciformes, Psittacidae. Gene Ontology annotation, cellular component: plasma membrane. Bases 132 to 1676 code for a protein of 514 amino acids. Gene Ontology annotation, biological process: sodium ion transmembrane transport. The record is from RefSeq and is a predicted model, not a curated record. Gene Ontology annotation, molecular function: ligand-gated sodium channel activity. The transcript is spliced from 10 exons.